Messenger RNA from Pomacea canaliculata, 2438 nucleotides. Its product is annotated as adenylyltransferase and sulfurtransferase MOCS3-like. Gene Ontology annotation, cellular component: cytoplasm; cytosol. Lineage: Eukaryota; Metazoa; Mollusca; Gastropoda; Architaenioglossa; Ampullariidae. Bases 263 to 1618 code for a protein of 451 amino acids. Gene Ontology annotation, biological process: tRNA wobble position uridine thiolation; protein urmylation. Gene Ontology annotation, molecular function: thiosulfate-cyanide sulfurtransferase activity; adenylyltransferase activity; URM1 activating enzyme activity. The transcript is spliced from 13 exons. The record is from RefSeq and is a predicted model, not a curated record.
UUACAUAGUACAUGUAUAAUUUAAGCAGCUCAUCCAGCUGUCUCUCUCUUAUAUAUAUAUACACCCCUAAUGGUAAAAGAAAAAGAAAAAAAGGCGAAAAAAAAACUUCAUUUCACACAACUAUAUGCAGAUAACAACUAAAACCGGCUGAAGGUUUUCUUUUAUUUGUUUCGUAUAAUAUCAAAACAUACCAUACAUUUUUAUUACAUUCCCGUAUAGCAUUCUUCUGUAAAAGAAAUACAUAAAGUCUUUGUGUACAAACAUGGAGGUCCAAGCCCUUCGACAGCACAUAUUACAGAAAGAACAAGAGUUGUUGCAAAUGAAACUGCUUCUUGAAGAAUAUGAAAAAAAUGCUGAGGUUCCCUUCCAACAGUCAUUUGAAAAUGGCAGAAGUUCCAGGGAAGUAAGAAAAGAACCAAGAAAACUAAGUAACUUUGAAAUUGCCCGCUACAGUAGACAGUUGAUUCUUCCAGAAUUGGGAGUCAAAGGUCAGCAGCUGCUGUCUUCUUGCAAAGUACUGAUUGUAGGAGCAGGGGGACUUGGUUGUCCAGCUGCAGUUUACUUGGCAGCUGCAGGAAUCGGCACUCUGGGAGUACUGGACUAUGAUGAUGUGGAAAUGAGCAACCUUCAUCGCCAGAUUCUUCACACAGAACAAAGAGUUGGCAUGGCAAAGGCACAUUCUGUGGCUACCUCAUGCAGGAACCUUAAUUCGAGCAUAAGGUUAAUACCAAUCAGAGAGCAGUUAAAGAGUGAAAAUGCUUUGUCUGUCAUCAAAGAAUACGAUAUCAUCUUAGAUGCUACAGACAAUGUAGCAACAAGAUACCUGUUGAAUGAUGCCUGUGUUCUGGCAGGAAAACCCCUUGUGUCAGGCAGUGCUCUACGCUUUGAAGGACAACUGACAGUAUAUAAUUACAGAGGGGGACCUUGCUAUCGAUGUUUAUAUCCAAAACCACCACCUCCAGAGACUGUCACCAACUGCUCCGAUGGUGGUGUCUUGGGUGUCGUUCCUGGUAUCAUAGGAUGCUACCAGGCACUUGAAGCCAUCAAGAUUGCAGCAGAUAUGGGCACCACUCUCAAUCAACGUCUUCUUCUCUUUGAUGCCCUUGACUGCUCCACACGGAUCAUUAAACUGCGACCUCGUCAAGCUUCAUGUGCAGUUUGUGGAGAUGCUCCAUCAAUAAGACAUCUCAUUGACUAUGAGCAAUUCUGUGGAGCAAGGGCAACUGACAAGGACCACGAAAAACGUGUGCUUCCUCCCUCUAGUCGCAUAACUGCAGUAGAAUAUCAUGAGUUACUGAUGAACACAGUGCCACAUGUAUUGAUUGAUGUGAGAAUGCCUGUGGAAUUGAACAUUUGCUGUUUGCCUCAUCCAGCACAGAAUGUUCCAAUGGACCUGCUGCAGAAGGACCCUAAGGGAACAGUGCAGCAGAUCAAAUGUUAUGCUGGAGAACUCAAACAUGAUCCGUUGUCUGUGAUAAUAGUGUGUCGACGUGGAAACGACUCACAGCUGGCUGUGAAUUUGCUGCUGGAAGUAGAUCCUGAUCUAAAUGUUAAAGACAUUCGUGGUGGACUGCAUGCAUGGGCAAGAGAUGUGGAUCUUGAUUUUCCAGUAUAUUAAUUUUUUUAUCACAAGUUGUCCUGCAUAAUUCCACAAACACAGGAUCGCUGAUUCCACUGCAGUACUUAAUUCUUUGGUAUAACUGAAUCAUUUUGUUCUCUUCAGAAUAUUAAUGACUAAAGACUUGACAAGCUUAAAAGUUGUUGAUCUGACACUGUGGCUAGCACUCUCUACAGUUUUAUGCAGGAAGAGUGAGGAGUCAAUAGAUCUAAACAUGAAAGAGGGAAUUAGCAAAUGAAGCUUAAGCUUCUUUACUGUCAAGUAACUAAUGACAUCACAAAUACAAAAUCAUUGAAAUGGGAUCUAAAUGGUAAAGGCAAUGUUACAGUUAACUUGAAGGACUUUAAUCAUGGGAAAUGGUUUUAGGUGUUUAGGUGGAAGUUUUGAGAAUACUACAUUUAACACACUGGCAUUAUCAACCCACGGCUAAACUAAGGUUGAUCAGCGCUAUUGUGGAAGGGAGAUAAUGUAAGCAGUGUCUGAGAAACAGCAUUUUUUUCUGGGGAUAUGCAUUGCAAGGGUAGAAGAUGAGAAAGGGAAGGAGAUAUGGGGCAAAAUGGAUGAUCUGCCAGUGAAAUGACUGUACAGGGGAAGCAGCUCCAAUAGUUAGGAGAACAUGGUGGAUAAGAAAUAAAAUUUGCAUGGAAUGACAGUUAAAUUUGGUGAUGGGCAAGACACAUUAGUGCCCGUGUAAAGAAGACACUGAAUGCAUUGCAGUUAAAAAGAGAUGUCAAAAAAUAUUUUGUGUGAUCUUUGGUUGUGGAUUUACAAUAGUUUUAAAAAAUUGGCCUUCCAGCUGAAUAAAGCAGUUUUAAUCUCC